CUCACCAUCCUCCUUCCUCGGCCUCCCAAGUAUUGGGAUUUCAAGACAUGCACCACUAUCCGUAGUUCUUUUUUGUUUUGUUUUGUUUUUUGGGGAUGGGGUUGCACUCUGUAGUUCAGGGUAGGCUUUAACUCACUAUGCAGCCCAGGAUAACCUCAAACUCACGGUAAUUUUCCUUCCUGAGUGCGUGCUGUAGGAAGCCACCACACCUGGCUAGUUUGUUUUUUAUUUUGAGGCCGGGUCUCACGAGGUCACAAAUGUGAUUCUCCUGCCUCGGCCUCCCAGAGUGUUGAUAACAGGCGUGCCUCGCCCCCAACCUCACAGAUUUCCUCUAUGUAUCCCUCACACCACAGUAUGAAGAUGUCAAUACUUGCCAGGACUCUGUUCAGAGAGAGUACAUUCCCCAUUCCUCUUAAUAUAGUACAUGGCUGCAAUUGUGUAUUUCGUUACCUUUUUUCCCUAAUUGUUUACAGCUUAUAGCAACAGUGUGUUUAUUGGGUUUUUAUUGUCUGUUACUAUUUCUGAAUCUGCCUGGCUCGUAAGUUAAAGCUGGUCACAGGUGUGCACAUAUUGAACAGAACUAAAUGCUGCACAGAGCUUCGUGCCAUCUCCCCUCAGGUGUCCUCUGUGGCCCUGGGACGCGUCCCCCGUGGGUACAGAGGGAGCCUGGAGUUUGCUUUGUUGACUGGAGAAGGGAUGGAACCCAACCCAACAUUGUGAGGCGGAGCUCACGGCCCAGACCAGGUGGCAGUUGGUGUCUGAGCGCCAUGUGGGCUCCUUUCAGCCGCUGUGGGCCGUGCACCCGCACCGGCUCCAAAAUUGGCACGCAGGCAGGGGCUGUGCUGGCGCCUUGCCCUGGCGUAGCUCGCUGCAUCCUGGUCACCCAGGGCGGGGUGGCUGUGCCAGCUGAUGGGGGAUGGUUGAGCAGGGAUUGCACCAGCUCCAGGGGCCCUGAGCUGUGUGUGAGUUGCAGCUGGCUUUGCCCCAAAGCGCCCCACACUGCUGGGUCAUGGCCUGGAGCCCAGGCCCCCCCCCGCUCUUGUCUCUGCAGAGCCGCGGCCUACAGCAAGCUGGGGGACUACGCAGGCGCGGUGCGGGACUGUGAGCGCGCCAUCUGCCUGGACCCUGCCUACAGCAAGGCCUAUGGCCGCAUGGGCCUGGCGCUGUCCAGCCUGAACAAGCACGCGGAGGCCGUGGCCUACUACAAGAAAGCCCUGGAGCUGGAUCCCGACAAUGAGACUUACAAGUCCAACCUCAAGAUAGCAGAGCUGAAGCUCAGGGAGACACCGAGCCCUACGAGCAGUGUGAGCGGCAUCGACAUCGCUGGCCUGCUCAACAACCCGAGCUUCAUAAACAUGGCAUCAAGCUUAAUGAACAGCCCCCAACUCCAGCAGCUCAUGUCUGGGAUGAUUUCGGGCAGCCACAACCCCUUGGGGACCCCUGGCACCAGCCCUUCUCAGAACGACCUGAGCGGCCUCAUCCAGGCGGGUCAGCAGUUCGCGCAGCACAUGCAGAUGCAGAACCCCGAGUUCAUCGAGCAGCUGCGCAGCCAGAUGCGCAGCCGGACCCCCAGUGCCAGCAAUGAGGAGCCGCAGGAGUGACGCGGCAGCCAAGCCAGCUCCAUCCUGUCCUUCCCGGCUGACCAGAAUCCUUCGCGUGUUUUGCCAUUUUCUCCCAUUGGACUGCU
Molecule: messenger RNA, 1687 nt
Organism: Fukomys damarensis (Damara mole-rat)
Lineage: Eukaryota; Metazoa; Chordata; Mammalia; Rodentia; Bathyergidae
Gene: Sgta
Product: small glutamine rich tetratricopeptide repeat containing alpha
Exons: 8
Coding region: 585-1601 (338 amino acids)
Biological process (GO): post-translational protein targeting to endoplasmic reticulum membrane
Cellular component (GO): TRC complex; membrane
Molecular function (GO): protein binding; molecular adaptor activity
Source: RefSeq, a predicted model, not a curated record